Molecule: messenger RNA, 1497 nt
Organism: Naegleria gruberi
Lineage: Eukaryota; Heterolobosea; Eutetramitea; Acrasida; Naegleriidae
Exons: 1
Coding region: 1-1497 (498 amino acids)
Biological process (GO): dGTP catabolic process
Cellular component (GO): nucleus
Molecular function (GO): dGTPase activity
Source: RefSeq, a predicted model, not a curated record
AUGGAUCGUUGUACUAGAGAACGUAUUUUCAAGGAUGAAAUUCAUGGACAAAUUGCAUUCAUUUCUGGUAUUUGUAAACAAGUUAUUGAUACUGAAUCAUUCCAAAGGCUGAGAGAUUUGAAACAAUUAGGAAGUUGUUAUCACGUCUUUCCAGGUGCAUCACAUAAUAGAUUUGAACAUUGUUUAGGUGUUGCACAUUUAUCAAAGAGAUGGAUUGAUAAAUUCUAUCAUAUUGGCUCAAUGAAAGAACAUAACAAACCAAACUUUGCAGACAUGUACAUUUUACAAGUUGCUGCCUUGUGUCAUGAUUUAGGACAUGGUCCAUUUAGUCACGUAUUUGAUAAUGAAUUUAUUCCAAGAGCAUUAAAUUAUAGAACUCCAGAAGAAAGAAAGAAUGGUUGGACUCAUGAGCAAGGAAGUAAAACAAUGUUUGAAUACAUGUUAGAAGAAACCACCAAUGAUAUUCAUGGUAGGACAAAGAAUGAUGACUUGGUUCAAUUAUUACAUGAAAAACCGAAUGACUUUGUAAAUACUCCACAAACAGCAACAUAUUCAGAAGGGUGUUUUGAACCAAAUCAUUUUUAUGAUUAUGAUGGUAUUUCACUUUUAGAUUUCCAAAAAAGAGAAAAACAAAUGGUAUUUGAUAUGAUUGAUGGUAGAAUUUCUAAUUCAGAAAGAUCAGAAGAAAGACAAUAUUUGUAUCAAAUUGUUGCCAACAAAUUCAACUCUGUAGAUGUAGAUAAGUUUGAUUAUUUAACACGUGACUGUCAAAACUUGGGUUUAAUUUCAUCUUACGAUAGUAGUAGAUUAAUGGAAUUCAGUAGAGUUAUUGGUGGUGAAAUUUGUUUCUCAUCUAAGGAAGUUUACAAUUUGUAUGAAAUGUUCCAUACCAGAUAUAAUUUACACAAACAAGUUUAUACUCAUCGUGUUGGUAAAUCUGUAGAAUAUAUGAUUACUGAUGCUCUGGUUGAAGCAGACCCAUAUUUAAAGAUUUCAGAAAUGAUUAAUCAUCCAGAACAAUAUGUUCAUCUCAGUGAUUCUAUUUUAUAUCGUAUUGAAUCAUCAGAUGCUCCAGAAUUGGAAAAAUCAAGACAACUUUUAAAGAGAAUUAAGAGAAGACAACUUUACAAAUUUGUUGAUGAAAUUAUUUUACCUAUUGAUAGACAUAAGGAAUUUGAAUCAUUAGAAGAGAUUGAUAUUACUUCAUGUCAUAAUGGUGAUGGUGAACUUUUACCAAGUGAUAUUAUUAUUCAUAACAUGGCUAUUAACUAUGCAUUGAAAGAUAAGAAUCCUGUUGAUCAAUGUCUUUUCUAUAAGAAUGGCAGUGAUGAAUCAUUCAAAAUUGCAAGAGAACAAGUUUCCUAUUUAAUUCCAUCUCAAUUCAUUGAAAAAUAUGUUAGAGUAUUUGUUAGAGAUGUUAACAAGUUGGAUAUUGCUUAUUCUGCAUUCCAAAAUUGGAUUCAAAGAAAUCGUUUGCAAAAGCAAAUUAACAUUUAA